This is a messenger RNA of Hibiscus syriacus, 537 nucleotides long. Its product is annotated as proline-rich protein 1-like. The transcript is spliced from 2 exons. The record is from RefSeq and is a predicted model, not a curated record. NCBI's taxonomy places the organism in Eukaryota, Viridiplantae, Streptophyta, Magnoliopsida, Malvales, Malvaceae. Bases 1 to 537 code for a protein of 178 amino acids.
AUGGGUCUUAAGAAUUUCUCAUUUUCUGCAUUUUUUAUGAUCCUUCCGUCACUUUGGGCUGCUGCUGUUUUGGCUAGUGAUGCCAAUAACCAUGAGAAGCCAAAUCUUGAAAAAGAAAGGCUUCUCUCCACCAUGAUUGGUAUUCAAGGCAUCGUUUAUUGCAGAACAGGAAGUAAACUCACCCCUCUCCAAGGUGCUGUGGCGAGGGUGACCUGUGAGGGUGUCGAUGAGUAUGGGUACGAAACUGAGUCGUUUUCGGUCCUGAGUUGUGCAACAGAUGAAAAGGGGUAUUUCAUUGCAACAAUAUCUCCUAACGAAGUCAAAGAUCAUAAUCGGAGGCUAAGAAAUUGCAAGGCUUUCAUUGAAUUUUCUCCCUCGGAGGAUUGCGAUGUUCCGACUGAUGUUAACAAAGGUGUUUCUGGUGCUCCCAUUGGCUCCUUCAGUCGUCUACACCAUAAGAAUAUCAAGUUAUUUACUGUUGGGCCUUUCUUCCUCGUUCCACACCAAGAGGCUAAAUCAAUCCCAGACGGAUAUUGA